AUGGAGGCCUUGUCGGGGCUGGAAAAGCUGCUGCUUAGCGGACGGACACCGUCGUUCUCGUCGAUUCUCGCCCCACAUACCUCGCUUGUCCGUGUCGACGAGGACGGUGGGGAGGUUGUCUUUGAUCUGGUUGUGGGAAAGGAGAUUACCAACAUCAACGGAUUUCUACAUGGUGGGGCAGCUGCUACUGCUGUGGAUGUACUCUCGACCAUUGCCCUGGUUGCACUCGCUCCCGAGAAGACCACGACUGGAGGCGUCUCCAUCGAGAUCCACACCCAGUACACAGGCGCAGCCCCCAAGGGCGCCACCAUCACCGUCACUGCCUCUGCCCGAUCCGUCGGCUCGCGCAUCGCCUUUCUUGAUGUUGACGCCAGAGAUGCCGUCUCAGGCAAAUCGUACUUUACCGGCCAGCACAUCAAGUUCAUCGGCAGCAACCCCAAGAUCAAGUCCAAGCUCUGA
This is a messenger RNA of Thecamonas trahens ATCC 50062, 459 nucleotides long. RefSeq names its product thioesterase superfamily member 2. The transcript has 2 exons. Gene Ontology annotation, molecular function: fatty acyl-CoA hydrolase activity. The record is from RefSeq and is a predicted model, not a curated record. The coding region runs from base 1 to 459 and encodes 152 amino acids. NCBI's taxonomy places the organism in Eukaryota, Apusomonadida, Apusomonadidae.